AUGGCGGCAACUAGUGACGAGGCAUUGGAGGAACUGCUUUGCUCCUUGGAUCAAAUCCAUAAUGAAUUUAAAGACGGAAUAACGGAAAUCCAAUCCCUAAAAUCCACCUGCAAUGCCGAAAUCAAGAAGCGGGAAGCCCUAGAAUCCACUGUCCACUUUCUUCAAUCAGAGAAUGAGCGUCUGACAAAGCUAUACACGAAAUCGCUUCACAAAUUUGCUGCUCAGAUUGAACUUCGGACCAAUUAUGGAAGCUUGAAAGAGGAUUUCAAGAGAGUGACAGAUGAACUUUCCCAAAAGGAAAUUGAAUAUAAGAAUGCAGUUGAAUGGCUUAAACAAGAUUACGUGACAAAGAUUGCAGACUUGGAAUCUCAGAUCAGAGGAUUCCAAAUGCAAAAGGUGACAAAUGAAGGAGCUACGAAUCAGCUCCACCAAGAUUUAGCUGUACACAAGAACCAUAUAGAUGUGCUGACAAGAAGAUUGGAGCAAGUUUGUUCCGAAGUAGAAUCCAGAUACCACUACGAGAUUCAGGGUUUGAAGGAUUUGUUGCUGAUUGAGCAAGAAGAGAAAAAUGAAUUGAACAAGAAGCUUCAGGAUUUGGAAAAAGAAUUGUUCAUGAGCAGAACAAAGCUGGCUGAACAGCAACGAGACUCAACUUCAAAUCAACACGUGGAGACACUGAAGCAGAAGAUAAUGAAACUCCGGAAGGAAAACGAGGUACUUAAAAGGAAGCUAGCAGAUUGUAAAGAGAACUAA
Molecule: messenger RNA, 753 nt
Organism: Fraxinus pennsylvanica
Lineage: Eukaryota; Viridiplantae; Streptophyta; Magnoliopsida; Lamiales; Oleaceae
Source: the annotation of a GenBank genome assembly